CGGUCGGCGGGCCGCGUGAGCCGGGUAUGGCGGCGUGGGGCCCGGCCGCGGCAGCUCCUCUGCUCCGCGGGAUCCGCGGGCUUCCUCUUUUCUACCAUGUACAUCGGAUGUUUGCCUCCCAGACUGAGGGGGAGCUCAAAGUGACCCAAAUUCUCAAAGAAAAGUUUCCUGGAGCGACAGCUAUCAAAGUCACCGACAUUUCAGGAGGCUGUGGGGCGAUGUAUGAAAUCCAAAUAGAAUCAGAAGAUUUUAAGGAGAAGAGAACCGUCCAGCAGCACCAGAUGGUUAACCAGGCACUAAAAGAAGAAAUCAAAGAAAUGCAUGGACUGCGGAUAUUCACCUCCGUCCCCAAACACUGAACACGCCUUGGCCGCGCUGCUACUUAAAACCUUUGAAGAACUUGACUGUCACUGGUUUUUCCUAGGCAUUUGCCAAAAGAUUUAUCUACUUUGUUCAUAGACGUUUCUAUAUUAUAAUUAUAGAGGAAUAUGUUAUCUAUGUAGGUGUUAAUUAAAGGCAACGGGCAACCGAGGUUUUAGAAGGGCUAUUUGCACUGCUUCUAGUUCCUUUACUUCGGAAGCAACAUUGUUU
This is a messenger RNA of Trichechus manatus latirostris (Florida manatee), 591 nucleotides long. RefSeq names its product bolA family member 3 (gene BOLA3). The transcript has 4 exons. Bases 27 to 359 code for a protein of 110 amino acids. Lineage: Eukaryota; Metazoa; Chordata; Mammalia; Sirenia; Trichechidae. Gene Ontology annotation, cellular component: mitochondrial matrix. The record is from RefSeq and is a predicted model, not a curated record.